UACACUAUUCGUAUAGUAUCCAACGACCGUGGAUUUUCUAGUUAAAAUAAUCAACAAUUUUAUCUACUAGCUAGAUUUUUUUGGUGAUUUAAUUUCAAUUAAUCUGAUCUAGAAGCACACCAAGCCUAUAAAUAUAAGAGGCCAAUAUACUAGCUAGGUAGCCUCAAAUAAACUUGCAAAUCAUAAUCGGUUUUUCCUACUACAUACCCUAUAAGUUCUAGUCUAACCAAUCAAACAACUUACAAAAAAAUAGGGUUUCAAGUUUUCUCUCUUGCCAUCUAUAUAAAGUCAGUCUUACAACAUGACAAAGAGUGUUAAGAAGAUCCCGAUGGUGACCAUCUCUCGCUUCAUGCAGCCUCCAAGGUUUCAGGACCAAGUUUUUAUCAACUUCCGAGGAGAGGAAAUUCGCUAUAGCUUCCUCAGCCACCUUGUUGCCGCUUUUAAACUACACGGAAUAAAUUUCUUCAUUGACAAAGACGAACAGAAGGGAAAAGACCUUAAGCACCUUUUCAAAAGGAUCAAGGAGUCGCAGAUUGCACUAGCAAUCUUUUCCGAAAGAUAUGCGCAGUCCCGAUGGUGCUUGAACGAACUGGCAAAGAUGAAGAAACUUGCAAGGAAGGGCAAAUUAAAUGUGGUUCCAAUUUUCUACAAGGUGAAGGUAAAUGAUGUGAGACAUCAAGAGGGAAAAUUUGGUAGCAACUUUUGGAAGUUGGCAAAGACUUCUAGUGGUGAGGAAAUCAAGAAGUGGAAGGAAGCUUUGGAGUUUUUCUCUAACAAGAUGGGCUUGACGUUAUGUGGCAAGAGGUAUACUCUACAUGAUCUUUCUUUUUAUCUAAGAGUACGUACAUAUAUGUCGAAAUGUCAAAACAUUUACAAUUUUUUUUUUCGUGACUUGUGAGUCAAGAAAGAAAAGCAUAUAACACGGACACUACGCUCAAG
This is a messenger RNA of Arabidopsis lyrata subsp. lyrata, 939 nucleotides long. Its product is annotated as vesicle-associated protein 1-4. Bases 302 to 898 code for a protein of 198 amino acids. Gene Ontology annotation, biological process: signal transduction. The transcript has a single exon. The record is from RefSeq and is a predicted model, not a curated record. NCBI's taxonomy places the organism in Eukaryota, Viridiplantae, Streptophyta, Magnoliopsida, Brassicales, Brassicaceae.